AUGUUCGCCCGCGUCCCCACACUCUUCCUCGCCUUCUUCCUCUGCCUCGCGUGCGCCGCGUCCGCGUCCGCGCACCCCGCAGCCGCCGCGUCCCGCGCAGCCGCCAAGCCCAGCGCGACCACCAAGCCCAGCCAGAGCGCCGCCGCCUGCAACACCGGCAGCAUCCAAUGCUGCAACGCUCUCCAAUCCGCCGGCGCGCCGGGCAUCAGCGUCAUCCUCGGCCUGCUCGGGAUCAAGGUCGGCGACGUGAACGCCAUCGUCGGGUUCGGCUGCGCCCCGAUCACGGUCGGCGGCGCGGGCGCGGGCGCGUCGUGCGCCGCGCAGCCCGUGUGCUGCACCGGCAACAGCUUCAACGGGCUGAUCAAUAUCGGGUGCACGCCCAUCAAUAUCUGA
Messenger RNA from Heterobasidion irregulare TC 32-1, 393 nucleotides. RefSeq names its product hydrophobin-like protein. Gene Ontology annotation, cellular component: fungal-type cell wall. The coding region runs from base 1 to 393 and encodes 130 amino acids. The record is from RefSeq and is a predicted model, not a curated record. The transcript is spliced from 3 exons. Lineage: Eukaryota; Fungi; Basidiomycota; Agaricomycetes; Russulales; Bondarzewiaceae. Gene Ontology annotation, molecular function: structural constituent of cell wall.